CAAAGGCUGAGGUUUUUCAUUUAGAGGAAAACACGCGAUGCCCUGUUAGAUUUAACCUGAUCCGUUUGUUAGAAAAUAAUGUCACCACUGUCUUUGGCUAGCAUUGGUGGAAACACGUGUUUAUCAGGUUUUUGUGUCGUGACGUGAGUCUCUGUGUUAGGUUCCGGUUGUCCUCCUGCCGACACGCGGAACUACAGUACUAAGUGAAACAUGUCUGUGUCUGCCGGCAGCUGUACGCCUGUGAGCCAUGUCAUUUUCGACAUGGAUGGAUUAUUAUUAGACACUGAGCGACUUUACACAGUGGCCUUCCAGGAAAUAUGUGACCGCUUUGGAAAGCAGUACACAUGGGACGUGAAGACAUUAGUGAUGGGUAAAAAGGCUCUGGAUGCUGCCCAGAUUAUUGCUGAUAGGCUGGAGCUUCCCCUGACAGCCGACGAACUUCUAGCUGAAAGCAUUCAAAUACAAGAAAGGAUCUUUCCCUCUGCCACACUCAUGCCAGGUGUGGAGAAACUGGUGCACCAUCUGCAGAAGCAUAAAGUCCCCACCGCAGUCGCCACCAGCUCAGCCGGUGUGACGUUCAGACUGAAGACGAGUCAACACAAAGAGUUCUUUAAGCUGUUUGACCACAUUGUUCUGGGCGAUGAUCCAGAUGUGAAGAAUGGGAAACCUGAGCCUGACUCCUUCCUGGUGUGUGCCGGCCGAUUCAAUCCCCCAGCUGCUCCAGAGAAGUGCUUGGUGUUUGAAGAUGCUCCCAAUGGCGUGAAGGCAGCACUGGUGGCAGGAAUGCAGGUGGUAAUGAUUCCUGACAACAACCUGGACCCCAGCCUUACCCAGGAGGCUACGCUGCGACUGAGGAGCAUGGAGGAGUUUGAGCCGGAGCUCUUUGGCCUGCCAGCGUAUGACUGAAUCAAAGCUCGAACCUCAUUAUGUAAUUCAGUCUCUGUGUUUGAGUUCUAAUUCAGAGCGGUGACUCCUUAUAGUAACCAUUGUUAGUCAAUAGAACAUCUGGAUGAACUGAUGUUCAGAAAUAUAUGUAUUUAUAUCUGUAUUACAACUAUAAAUAUUACUGGGAUGAAUAUUAAAAAGUUGA
Messenger RNA from Archocentrus centrarchus (flier cichlid), 1090 nucleotides. RefSeq names its product pseudouridine 5'-phosphatase (gene pudp). Bases 211 to 906 code for a protein of 231 amino acids. The record is from RefSeq and is a predicted model, not a curated record. Gene Ontology annotation, molecular function: phosphatase activity. Lineage: Eukaryota; Metazoa; Chordata; Actinopteri; Cichliformes; Cichlidae. The transcript is spliced from 4 exons.